AUGGAAGACCCUGAUAGCAAACGACCCUUAACUGUACAUGAUGCGAUUUUGAACAUUACAGCGGCAUGGGAAGCAAUUAAGCCUGAAACCAUUCAAAAUUGUUUCAAGAAAGCAGGUUUCAGAAAUAACGUGGUUGACGUCGUUUUGGAAGAAGAAGGAGAAGCCUUGAUACUGCAAGGUUUUCCUGGAUAUUCUUCCAUUGACGACAAUGUGGCACCGUACGAAAUUCAAUCAAUUGAAAAUCUUAUUGAGAAUGUGAAUAACACACAAAAAGAGGCUCUAAGUGAUAAUGAUGAAGACGAAGAUGAGUCAACUUCGAUUUUAUCAAACGCCCAGGCAUUAUCAGCUGUUAAUGAUUUAAGACGCUAUGUAGCUUCUUUAAAUCAAAGCGAAGACGCACUGCAAAAGCUAAAUUAUAUUGAAAAUCUUGUGAUAGUUAGCUAUGCAUCUUUCAAUCAAACUAAAAUAAGUGAUUACUUUAAA
Molecule: messenger RNA, 483 nt
Organism: Brenthis ino (lesser marbled fritillary)
Lineage: Eukaryota; Metazoa; Arthropoda; Insecta; Lepidoptera; Nymphalidae
Source: the annotation of a GenBank genome assembly